Aspergillus affinis is the source of this 2934-nucleotide messenger RNA. RefSeq names its product putative GPI-anchored cell surface glycoprotein. The record is from RefSeq and is a predicted model, not a curated record. The transcript has 4 exons. The coding region runs from base 1 to 2934 and encodes 977 amino acids. Lineage: Eukaryota; Fungi; Ascomycota; Eurotiomycetes; Eurotiales; Aspergillaceae.
AUGCCAGGCAAAAGUAAGACUGCCCUCUCCGAAUCCACCCAUUCAUCUCACAAGGACACUCCAAAUCAAGAUUCUAAUCUUGAAAAGCUGAGCAAGGAAGCUCAAGCAUCUCAAUCUACAGAUACUCAGAAGAGUACUCGAAAUCUAACCCCUCAUUCCGGCAAGCUGAGCAAUGAAGCUCAAGCAUCUCAAUCUACUCUCCAUUCGUUCUUGAAGAAAACACAAGAUCGACGAAAGUCGUUGGCAUCACAAGCCGACUUGACCGAUCCAAAUAAAUCGGAUUCCAAUACCUCUUCUCACGGCUCUACUUUCUCGGGCAGACGCAGGAUGCGAAAGUCUCUGCCAGCCAAAACGAACGGCUCUGUGAACCAAGAUUCCAAGCCUCAGCUUACUGCUUCUUCUUCGCGUGCGUCAACCCCGCGGUCCACCAAGGCCGACUGUAAGCCGAAGAGAAAUUCUCAGCAGAAUUCAAAUACCUCUUCCACCAUGCUUUCCACUCCCCUUGCUGUGUCUCAGGCCACUCCUGCCCCCAGCUCCGCCGCAAAGGUGGGCAAAGACAAGCCCGUCACUCCCGCCCCGUCACGUGGCUUCACCCCCAUCAAUUCUUCCACUCGCCGCACCCGCAAGUCGGUCGCGGAUCUUGCCAGCCAGAUGCAUGACCAGUCUGUCCCCUCUGGCGAUGCCAUGGACAUUGAUUCCGCUCCCUCUGGCGUUGAAAUCUCUGUCAAGGGCAGCUCUCGUGCCAACAAGCGCCCAAUGAGCAACACCAUCACUUUGAACGUGGGUCGCAAGGCGCUGGAGUCGGUUUUGCCGGUUGCGCUGGACACUCCUGAACAUUCCUACGACCAUGAGAUCGCUGAAAGCGUUGAGGGCACCCCUGUGCGUGUCUACGGAGAUAGCUUCAGCGACAACUACCAUUUCGAUUACACCGCUGAAAUGUAUGGUCAUAACUUUGGUCUUAACGGUCAAGUCGACGGACCCACCUCGCCCACCAGUCUUGCAACGAGCACUUCUACCGGUGCGCGUACUUCAGGACGCACCAGAAAGCCCACUGUCCGGGCCAUGGAAUCGAUGGAAUAUGAGCGUCGCUUCCAGCGCAAGAGAACCAGGACUCCUGCCGCUAAGGAGGAGACCACCGCUAACGGCAAUGAUGCUGAUAUGACUGACGCCGAUGCCAAACCAACCGAUGACCCUACUGAGAAGGGAGAUGGCCAUCCGAACAAGAAGAGAAAGAGGAAGCACGCUACCCAGGAGGAAGCGGCCUUGCCCGAAAUUGCCUUUGCCUCAUCCCAUCCUACCCCAGCACCUUCUGCUGGAGCCCGUUCUGUUGUAUCCCCUUCUCUUUCCACUCGUCCCCCUUCAACAAAUUCCACCUCAAUCCCUGCACCAACCCACUCCGCUCCUGCUCGUCCGGCUUCAACAGCCUCCUCGCCGAACCAUUCCGCCAUGGCCCCCUAUACGCCAACCCCCCCGGCCCAGGCAACCCACACUCCAUUGCCUUAUGCACCGGUCGCCAUGACCAAUUUGUCGACCGAGAGGGUCGACACCCUCAUGCGACUCAUCAGCGUCGCUGAUGAUGUCUUGGUUGCACACCCAGACGCCCAAGAACCCGAAGACGCCAAGUUCCUCGAGGAGAUGCGCAACUCCUUCCUCCAAGCGCAUGACCUCAACUCCUCGGGGAACCUUUCGGGUUCUGUCGAGCCGUUUCCUUGCGAGGAAAAGGCCGAGGCCGAAACGGCCACCAAGCCCAAGGCCACCAAGCCCAAACCGGCCCGAGCCAGGGCCGGUAAGGCCAAAUCUCGCAAGGCGAAGGCUCGACGGGUCAAGCCAACCAAGACGUCAUCGGCGGCGCCGGCAGGGGGGGUAAAGGCCAAAAAGGAGGAAGCAAUCAAGGGGGCCAACAGUAUGCAUCUCCAAUCCCUGUCUACUAAACUACAAGCUAACGAAGAUGGUUGGAUUGACACAGGCCAAACCAAUGAGUUCGGCGAGGAGGUGGUGGUAGUCUCCACAGGCUACCACUGGUAUCGCCCCAACAACACCUAUGGGGACAGGGGGCUCCCUCAGCCCCCCCUGCGAUUGAAGUCGGACGAGCAGGCGGAGAGGGAUCGGAUCUUCGGGUUCCCUCCUCGCAUGGGGGAACGUAAUCUCCCCCGUGCCUUCAGCGCGCCUUUCGCCGUCGAAAACAUCGACGAAGAAAAAGCCAAAAUCAAGGCGCGCGAAGAGGCUCGGCUGCGGCACAUCCCCGUGGACCGCCACAUGUCCACGGGGGAAAUUCGGGGGCUCAUUGAGCAGUACGACGCGGCCGGUGCUCCGAACCCACUCAACGAAAAAGCCACCAGGUCCUCUCGCAAGAGAAGACACGUUGAAGGGUUCGGGGCGCCGGUCGACAGCCCCCAGCGCCGUAGUCGGGUCGGGGGAGGGAACUCGGAGGUCCAGGUUGGGCCUGAGCCGGCCGCCACUCCCACUGGGCCGACCAGGCCCAACCUCAUCCUCAAGAUGCCGCCUCGCCCGGCUGCCCACGACGCCAAAACCGAAACCAAAAAGCGUCCCUCCGAGGAGGCUAGUGGGCAGCCGGGCAAGGCUAACAAAAGGCAGAAGGUCCGUCAAGAGGCCUCCGGCGGCGAAGGACAGGGUCAAACCACCGAGCUCACGCGGCUGACCCUGUCCUUCAAAAACAAGCACAAGCAGCAGCCGAAGCUCAAGCUUCGGCAGCCUGCCACCCCCAAGCAACCUGACACCAGCGAGGGGGUGGCAGAAGCCGCCACUCCGGAGAACCCUCCACAUGCCUCUCCUAGGCAGGGAUCAUCAUCUCGUCCUCGCCGCCGCGCGGCGGCAGCCUUAAUGGCUGAGUUCGAGAACCAUGCCCAGGAGAGGGCCCGCCGUGCUAAUGCACGCAAGAAGCGGGCGGAGGGGACUCCGGAGGAGGCCCAGUGA